Molecule: messenger RNA, 1173 nt
Organism: Symbiodinium natans
Lineage: Eukaryota; Dinophyceae; Suessiales; Symbiodiniaceae
Source: the annotation of a GenBank genome assembly
AUGCGGCGGCACAUGGCAUCUUCAGCGCGGCCCCUGCUUCGCGGUGUUGUCUUCGACUUGGACGGCACGCUGACGGUUCCCAACCUCGAUUUCCGGGAGAUGCACGAGAGAUGUGGCGUUCCGAUGGGAAAGGACCUUCUGGCUGCCGUUCGGCAGAUGGAGCCUGAGCAUCAACAAGCAGCGUGGAAUGUCAUCGAGGAGAUGGAGGAUGAGGGCCGGCGCACACUGGAGCUUGCGGAGGGGGCUUUGGAUUUGGGACGUUGGCUCCAGAGGCACCGCCUUCCAACGGCCAUGGUAACACGUAAUUCUGCCUCCACUGUCCAGUGGAUGCAUGACAAGCUCUGGGGUGCCGCCGGUCUGCCCUGCUUCCAUCCGGCGCUCAGUCGCGAUGAUGUGGAGCACGACAAGCCUCAUCCAGCAGCCCUCGAGGCAAUCGCCAAGGAGUGGGGCCACCAACUAGGCCCUGAGCUGCUUAUGGUCGGCGACUCGCCCUCGAACGAUAUUGGGUUUGGAAAAGCAGCAGGUAUCUCCACUGCGUUGGUAGAUCCUGGACGGAGGUUUCGUACGGGCGACUCGGGUUAUGGUGCGGACUUUGUCAUCGACAGUCUUCUUGAACUUCCACAUCUUCUGUGGAAAAGUUUCGACAUUCCAGGUCCGCUGGGGUCGACAGCACAGACCCUCCACGGGAUGCCGGAUCCUUUGCCUGAGACUGCAGCAUGCCGCGCAGCAGUUGAUGGAGACGUGACCGCCUUGAAAGCAAUGACAAGGGAGGACCUUCGGGCAGCCGAUCCGAGUGGAAACACCCCGCUUGUUUGGGCUGCCGAUGCUGGGAACGCGGACGUGGUUGAGUCACUGUUGGCAGUGGGGGUGGAAGUCAAUGUGAAAGGAUACCUUGGAAACACUGCGGUGUCACGAGCUUGCCGCCGUGGUCACGGCUCAGUGUUGCGAGUCUUGCUGGGUGCAGGAAUCGGCACGGAUCUGGACGAGCCCAACGACAAGAUGCAGUCGCCGCUGCAUUUUGCGGCUUUCAAGCAGAACAUGGAGGCCGUGCAACUCAUGCUUGCUGCUGGGGCCAGCACCACUUCCCUGGACCGCAAGGGCCGGACUCCCGCCGAAGACACGAGCGACCCCGUAAUACGUGAUCUGAUUUUACAAGCGAGGGCGGCGACCUGA